AUGGAGUCGGAAGGACUUAUUGUCAGCGAUGAUAUUCGAGAUGCACGUCGUCAGGUCGCCAUACUUCACCUCCAAAUAGCCCGUAUGGAUGAUGAGCGGAAGGAGCAACUCAGCAAUCUCGAAACUCACAUGCAUAGGAAGCAAUCUCGCACCGAACGCUCGCAUCAGGAGCAAAUAAAUCUUCUUCAGGAAGAUCUUCAAGUAGUGCGCAAUGAGCGCAACCGAAUGAUGUUGGAGCUACAGGCCAAACUUGCGAGCAUUGAGAAAAGGUACGCGGAGAAGGAUGGGGAGUUGAGAAAGGCGAGGUUAGAAAUUUUCCAACUGCGAGUGGAAAGAGAUGAAGCUCGACGAUAUGUGAAGGGUAUGCACGUGGAACGAGAGGGUUUUUUGACGCAGCAUAAGAUGAAACCUGGCGAAGUCCCCGGAGAUCUCCACAAGGUCGACUCUCCUGAUGAAGACGUGAAUAUUCACCCGGAGCCGCCCCUAUCAUCUACCAGGCUGAAUAUUAGUACCUUGGCGAUUUUAUCCAACGACUCCCAGAGUGAUACGAAAAGUGACCAGGGUGGUAAAGAGUGUCCGGCAGAUCUUGCGCGUUCCGAGGGCGCCCCAGAUAUUUCUCUGGUUUCCUUUGAAUCUCACUGCCUGGACGAGACGACUGCUCCCCAGCUUGAUAUGCAGCGCCAAUUUGUUCACCCCGAGAGACUGCACUUGGUUAAUAGUCCCCUACCCACACCCAUUGCUGUCGACCAAGUAAUGCUACCAGCCAAUGGAUCACCCUGUUCGCACCUUCCUAGGGAGCUUCCUCCCCACUUGCCGCCUGGAGAAGUCGAAACCGUGUCUGGUCAUCCUCAACAAGGACCAGAUCAGUUUGAACCCGUACUAGCGUUACCAUCUGCCUCCUUGAGCGACAUCACCCAAGCAGCUUCCGAAAAUCAAAGCGAAGCCUUCCUGUCAUUACAGCGCUUUAUCAGCGGCGGCCUUGCAUCAAUAUCGCCACUCUCGAAAGGUCGCUUGUACCUUGAUGCGCGUUCCAUGGUCUGCGCUGGAGACUGGCGCCGUUGCAAUUUCUGCUCCUCUUGGACUCCCCUGGUCAUUGAAUUAUUGCGUCACGGUUACUUCUUCCAGUGGAGAGACGAUGCAAUCUCUUCAGAAGUACCCGAUCUUCACUCUUUUCCAGGCUAUGCUCGUCAAACACCUAUCUUGACCAAAGACUGGUGGUCUCUAUCUUCGACACUUCCUUCCGCACAUUCACUCGGCAUACGUGACUUCUUGUCAUCUGCACCAUCCCCAUUUUUACUGUCCCUCGGAGGAAUUUCGUGGCGGCUGACUCUUCACUACGAGUCAAGCUCAUCAUUGGGGAAGGCUGCCAGUCACCCAUCGUUCAUGUCUGCGACCGGCAACCCCCCGACCAAGCGCGUAGAAUACGUCGGCGUCCCGAUGGACAAGCAGCUCCUCCCACACGAUCUUGACGUCCUCAUUGGACGUCUUCCAGAUGGACGUUCAUUGUGGCCCCCGCCACAUGUCUUUAGCAAAAGUAUGGCGUGGAAUGGGUCCUGGAAAAGUCAUAACGAAGACUGGUUUCAGAAGCGGUUGGGUGAGCUCCAGGCAGAGAAAAAGGUGAUUCCGUACAACGAAGUUCAAUGGAGGAGCAUUCUUGUUAGGGAUCUCCCUCGUGAUAAGCAUCGUUCGAAGUCAGCCGAGGGGUCAGUUGGAUAUGCGAUUCAGGAGCUUGGACGAAGACCAGAGUUGAAGGAAUAUGCUGUCAUUGAACUUGGCUCUGGGGCAGAAGUGUACCCAAAGAGAGACACGUCGAGUUCGAGACAUGAGGACUCUGGUUGGGAGAGACCGGCCAAAAAGCUGCGCAUAGGAGAGUAGGCUACAUAUUGUUGCGAAAGGGACUCGAUAGAUGAAGACAUUCUUGCUAUGAUAUGGUGUACAUUUUGGACCAAUAACUUCACACUGCG
Messenger RNA from Stereum hirsutum FP-91666 SS1, 1964 nucleotides. RefSeq lists its product as uncharacterized. The record is from RefSeq and is a predicted model, not a curated record. The transcript has 7 exons. Bases 1 to 1875 code for a protein of 624 amino acids. Lineage: Eukaryota; Fungi; Basidiomycota; Agaricomycetes; Russulales; Stereaceae.